Messenger RNA from Vigna angularis (adzuki bean), 1832 nucleotides. RefSeq lists its product as uncharacterized. Gene Ontology annotation, molecular function: zinc ion binding. Bases 99 to 1832 code for a protein of 577 amino acids. The transcript is spliced from 4 exons. The record is from RefSeq and is a predicted model, not a curated record. NCBI's taxonomy places the organism in Eukaryota, Viridiplantae, Streptophyta, Magnoliopsida, Fabales, Fabaceae.
CAGAUUUUGAGUGGAAAUCUGAGGAAUUUUUUAGUGCAACAGAUAGUGAUGAAGAGGUUAAUGACAGUGAAGGUUAUGGGAGGUUUGGUAUUUUUUGUAUGCCAAAAAGUAUGGUAGACUUUACAUGGGAAGUUGGGACUUUUUUUGCAGAAAAGCAAGAUAUUUUAGAUGCUGUAAAAGGGUAUGCCUUGGAAAAUGGGAGGAAUAUAAAGUUUGUAAAAAAUGACAAGAGAAGAUUGAGGAUGAAGUGCUUUGGUGCAAAAGGAGAAUGCCCAUGGACCAUAUACUUUGGUUAUAUGGAGGCUGUAAAAUCAUGGCAGCUGAGAACUAAAAAAGACAUUCAUACAUGCAGCAGGGAGUUCAACCUGAAGUUAGUUGACGCCAAGUGGUUGAGCAAAAAGUUGGUGAAAACAGUUCAGGAAAAUCCUAAGAUGAAGGGUGUUGAUAUUCGUGAAAAAGUUCAAAGGAAGUGGAACAUAGGUAUAUCAAGGUCUAUGGCUUAUAGAGCCAAAGCUAUUGCUUCUAAUGAAAUUGAUGGGUCCUUUAAUGAACAAUAUAAGAGGAUAUAUGAUUAUGCGCAUGAGUUGUUGGAAAGAAAUCCAGGAUCUACAGUUAAGGUCCAUGUUGAGAAUAAUGAGGGUGAGUUAAUUUUCAAGAGAUUUUACUGUUGUCUGAAGGCAUGCAAAGACAGUUUUGUCUGCUGUAGGCCAAUAAUUGGAUUAGAUGGAGCCUUUUUGAAAGGGAAGUAUGGUGGUGAGCUGUUGACGGCUGUUGGGAGGGAUGGAAAUGAUCAAAUGUUGCCCAUUGCAUAUGCGGUGGUAGAAGUCGAAAACAAAGAUUCAUGGAUGUGGUUUUUGGAACUUUUGAUUGAUGAUCUUGGUGGUGGAGAAGUGUGUUCUUCAAUUACUUUUGUCUCCGACCAACAAAAGGGUCUACUACCAGCCAUACAACAGUUACUCCCAGGUGUUGACCAGAGAUUUUGUGUCAGACACUUAUAUUCAAACUUUAGGAAAAAGUUUCCUGGUAAAAAUCUGAAACAGCUGAUGUGGAGGGCAGCUACUGCCACUCAUCCACAAAACUGGGAAAGGGAGAUGAGAAACAUUAAAGAUAUAAAUGAAGACGCAUUCAAGCAUUCGAUUGCCAUCCCUCCAAGAUAUUGGUCAAGGUCCAGAUUCAGUCCAACACCAAAAUGUGACACAUUGGUCAACAAUAUCAGUGAGGCUUUCAACAGUGUCUUGGUUCACACCAGGACUAAACCAAUCAUAACAAUGCUGGAAGAAAUUAGGGUAUACAUAAUGCAAAGAUGGGCAAAAAACAGGUCUAAGAUACAAUCAUUUUCAGGACCAAUUUGUCCAAAGAUCCAGGCCAGAUUUACAAAGGAAUCCCAAGCAACCAAGAAUUGGAUACCUAGGAGAUGGAGCAUCACAGGAAUUCCAUGUUGUCACUCCCUUGCCGCAAUGAAGUUUCUUAAUAUUGAUGGCCAGCAGUUCAUUCCGGCUUGCUUUCUAAAGUCCACCUAUGAAGAAACCUAUGCAUCAAUCGUAUAUCCCAUCAACGGCAACAACAUGUGGGACCUAACACCAUAUCCGGAUGUCAUGCCUCCUAGGAAAAAGGUUAUGUCUGGAAGACCUAAAAGGAAAAGAAGACUCGAGCAGUGGGAGAUCAGAAAGGAUGAUUCACGAGUGAGCAAGGGUGGUUUGCGGAAGAGAUGCGGGAUAUGUAGGGAGGUUGGGCACAAUAGGAGUCGUUGCCCGAAAGCAACCGAAGAACCAAUCAUGCCAUCAUCGCAAUUAUCUGAAGUGUGUAUGAAUGAUGAGGAAGCUGAACUAUAA